Bactrocera oleae (olive fruit fly) is the source of this 1662-nucleotide messenger RNA. It is a transcript of the gene DNaseII, whose product is annotated as deoxyribonuclease II. NCBI's taxonomy places the organism in Eukaryota, Metazoa, Arthropoda, Insecta, Diptera, Tephritidae. Gene Ontology annotation, molecular function: deoxyribonuclease II activity. The record is from RefSeq and is a predicted model, not a curated record. Gene Ontology annotation, biological process: apoptotic DNA fragmentation.
CAGAACUAGUAUUGUCUUUUAGGACCAGUAGUAGUUGCUAAUUAACUAUUUUGUAAUCACUGUAGAAAUACUGGUUUUCUCCAACGGGUCGUUAAUAGCAUUUGUAAUACAAUACUAGCUUAUCGUAGCGGCUGACUCAUUUUAAAUAUACAUUACAUGCAGACGUGAAAACAAUCUCAGCAAGCAAUGACAAAAGAUAGCACGCUUGAUUCAUUCAUUUACAUGCUUUGUUCUCAACGACUUGUUUAUUUGAUUAUGCUGCGAGGCGCAAGUGUUUAUAUUUAACUGAGCGGCUUUACGGAACUCAGUUUAAAAUUGAGCUCAUUGAAAGCAAGACAGGGUUUAUCAGGCAGGAAGUAAAUUUUAGGACUUUUUUAGGUGGAGAGUUGCAUUUAAAUUGCUGAAACAACCGUUAUGCGCCGCAAGCUCUUACACCUGCUCUUGUUGCCCCUCAUCUGCGGCUUGGCUGCGAAGAAAGCGGCGCCGAAUGUGGCAUGUCGGGACGAAAAUGGCGCCGUAGUUGACUGGUUCUACAUGUACAAGCUGCCGCGCAUACACACCCAGUAUGGCGCCCGACGCAACAGCAGCGGUUUCAACUAUCUCUACAUUACAAGCAACAGCUAUGACGCCUGGCGUUUGUCGACACACGAAGUCACCUCCACCGAAUCCAUGCCAGGCAAACUGCUGCAACGGCUCUUCGAUGAUGAGCGCGUGCUAUUGGUGGCCUACAAUGACCAGAAACCCAACAGCAACUCGAGCACGCCGAAAGCACACGCCAAGGGACUGCUAGCGACAGACGGUGCAACAGCAGUUUGGCUGGUACACUCGGUGCCCCGUUACCCGGAAAUACCAGUCUAUAAAUAUCCGCUCACAGGCGGUCGUUAUGGACAGAGCUUCCUCUGCAUGUCACUGCAAGGCAGCGAAGUGGAUAAGGUGGCAACGCAAUUGCGGCUAAUGGUGCCGCUGAUUUACUAUAAGCGCACACCCGAAGCGGUACUUGCGCGCUUUCCGAUACUGCAACAGGUGGUGGCGGGUAAGUGGCAGCGUGAGGCACCCUUUCAGAAUAAAGUCAAGCUGGCGACGCUGGGCGGCACAAAAUUCAAAUCGUUUGCAAAGAUCGGCAAGGUGGUAACGGAACUGUAUGAGGAUGUCAUAGCGCCGUCGCUGGACGUCAAUCUGCUGGUGGAGACCUGGCGUAAUGGUGGCGGGAAUUUGGAAACCAACUGCACGCGGAGCGACAAAGUCUACAACAUAAAAGAAAUCAAAGAACAACAACUGCAAAUCGCUUUCAAUACUACAUCCGAUCACUCGAAAUGGGCGGUAUCGCAGGAGAGCGGUUUUCAGCUCUGGCGUUGGCGUAUCGGUGGCGGAGAUUGGCUUUGUGUAGGCGACAUUAAUCGACAGAGGGAUCAGCUGGUGCGCGGCGGUGGCAGCGUUUGCUUGAAGAACAGCAAGGUGGCGCAACUUUAUAGGCAGCUGAUACAGGGUUAUGAGCCAUGUCCAAGGCAAAGUAAAUAAUAAAUGAAGCGAAUAAAAGCGUCAGCAGGAGAUCUAAAAUUAGUCUAAGUACAUGCCUACGUACAUAUGUAUGCAUAUAGUUAUGUAAACGAGGAAAUAUAAAAUGUUUAAUUUAGCUUAAAUAAAUGUAAGUUUUUUACACUA